ACAGGAGUGGCCACAGCCGACCCAAGCGCAUGGGCUUGCGAUCUAUUUCUACACACUGCUUCUGUACUCUUGUCUAUUUUCUCCUCUGCCUUCCAAAACUCUAGCACCCCCGUCCACCUUUGCUUGCCUCCGACAACCCGCCGCCGAUAAUAUAUCCGUGCUCCUGGCCGCCAAAGGAAAACAGGAUGCAGCGAGAUUCGUUUUCCGACGAAAAGAGCCCGAUUGUUCGCCCGCCACAGACGCAGCGGCCCAAGCCGGCCCGGCGGUUCUCUGCGGUCUAUUUUGCCCUCAUAUACCUGUACACGCUUGCCUAUGGGCUGCUGACAAGCGUGCCGCUCCUCGACCGCCUCUUGCAGUACCUUCCAAACCCGCACUCCUUGGUCGGCGACGAAUACCAGCCGAUUACCACUCGGAUACCGUCGGCCAGCACGCCCCUUGGCCGCCAGCCGCGUCGCACAACCUCGCCCCUUGCCCACACAAUCGACGAGGUGCCUGAGCCCUCGCAGAGCACACCACCCCGGCGUCGUGCAUCCUCCGGCUCUACCUCUACGGCCCUGGACGACUCGCUGGCGGUGGUGAAGCGUGCAAACCGCCACUCAAUGCCAGCGGUGCCAAGCACGCCGCCCUCGUCGAUAACGCGCAGCUUCAAGAAGAAAACAUUGGUGCUGGAUCUGGACGAGACGCUGAUCCACUCGUCGCCACAGGGGUCGUACCGGGCACACCACCGGAUCGAGGUCGUGAUCGACAAGGUGGCAUGCCUAUAUUAUGUGUACAAGCGCCCGCACGUCGACUACUUUCUGCGCAAAGUCAGUGAGUGGUACAAGGUUGUGGUGUUUACUGCAUCCCUGGCAGAGUAUGCGGACCCGGUUAUCGAUCUGCUCGAUGCACAGAGAAAGUACAUCUCGGGCCGGUUCUUCCGCGAGUCGUGUAUCCCGCACGACACCAGCUAUGCCAAGGACCUGACAGCCGUCGACCCGGAUCUCUCCCAGAUCGUGCUGAUUGACAACUCGCCGCUGUCGUACUUUAUCAACCAGACAAACGGCAUCCCGAUCCAGCCCUGGGUCAACAGCGACCCAAAGGACGAGGCACUGCUGGAUCUGCUGCCGCUCUUGGAUGCACUGCGCUUCACCGAUGAUGUGCGCUCCAUCCUGUCGCUGCGAAUCGUCUAGCUGCACGUCGGCUCUUAAUCCUUUAUUCAGAACGUCGUCAAUUGAUACGAUUUGUGGCCCUUCUUGAGCAGGUAGUUUUGGUUGUUGAGCUUGUCGAUGACAUCCUGGAAGUUGUUGAAGCGCAGCCCCAUCU
Messenger RNA from Linderina pennispora, 1302 nucleotides. RefSeq lists its product as uncharacterized. The transcript has a single exon. Bases 186 to 1169 code for a protein of 327 amino acids. Lineage: Eukaryota; Fungi; Kickxellomycota; Kickxellomycetes; Kickxellales; Kickxellaceae. The record is from RefSeq and is a predicted model, not a curated record. Gene Ontology annotation, molecular function: protein serine/threonine phosphatase activity.